AUGGCGCCAAAGGUACAACAGCGCUCUCCAGCACCCGCACCAGCACCAGCACCAGCACCUGAGCCGGCCACAUCCCCAAAGCAACAGCAACAACAGGCACGAGACGACGAGUCGGCGGCGGCAUCGCGGACUCUCGAGCUCGUCGCGCGGCAGCAGCCCACAGUAGCGACGAUCCCGUCCUUCUACGGGUCGCUGUACGACGGGCCAGACCCGGGCACAGUGGCGGGCAUCACGCUGGGGUCGGUGGGCGGCUUCAUCCUGCUGCUGUGGCUCAUUUACACGUGCAUCAACGUAGGCAACACGUCGGCCGAGACGACGGCCGAGUCGUCGGUGGGCACGGCGUCGGUGGUGACGCGCAAGCGCCACCGCCACUCGCACCGGUCGUCGCGCGGCCCCGUGGCCGAGACGGUCGAGAUCCGCCGCACGGCCAGCCGCGGCGGCGGGCCCGUCAUUGUCGAGGAGGUGGUUACUGGUGGGGGUGGCGGCGAGCGCAUUGUGGUCGAGGAGCGCCGCCGCUCCGUCAGCCGCCCCAGGAUCAUCCACUCGGACGACGACGACGACGAGGUCGUCGUCAUCGAGGAGCACAGCCCGCCGCCGCGCCGCCGUAGCCGCAUCCGCAGCGUCGAGCGCAGGUCCACGUACCGCGAGGUCGACCCGGACCGCUUCGCCGGCGGCGACUCGCCCGUCAUUGAGGUGCGGAGGUCGACCAGUCGGAGGAGGUAG
This is a messenger RNA of Lasiosphaeria miniovina, 723 nucleotides long. RefSeq lists its product as uncharacterized. The transcript has 2 exons. NCBI's taxonomy places the organism in Eukaryota, Fungi, Ascomycota, Sordariomycetes, Sordariales, Lasiosphaeriaceae. The record is from RefSeq and is a predicted model, not a curated record. The coding region runs from base 1 to 723 and encodes 240 amino acids.